AUGGCUAAGAUUCAUCCUCAAACAUCAGUGAAGGGGGUUUCUGAUCAUUCUACAUCAGAAAGAGAAACAUUUACAAUAUGGAUGAAAUCCCUUGUAUUCCACGGAAAUGGUUGCACUGUUUUUAAUUCCAAAGGUGAAGUCGUUUAUCGAGUUGAUAAUUACCAAACAAGACAUAGGAGUGAAGUUUUUCUCAUGGAUUUCUAUGGUGAAGUUUUAUUCUCCAUGAAAAGAAAGAGAUUACGAAUUUUUGAAAGUUGGGAAGGCUAUAAAUGGAUUGAUGCUAUACUAAAUAAGGAGAGACCAUGGUUUCAAGUAAGAAGCAAUUGCAGCAUUUUCAGAAGACACAAGCACAAGACUUGCCAUGUUAGUCUGGGAUGUGACAAAACUACAGAAAGAAGCAGCUACCAGAUAACGGGAUUGGAAGGAAAAUCAACAUUUAAAAUUAUAGACAAUGCAGGCAAUCUUGUAGCACAGGUGAUAAAGAAGCAGUCCUCAUCAGGAGUUCUUUUGGGUGAUGAUGUGUUAACUUUAGUAGUGGAACCUCAGAUGGAUCAUUCACUAGUUAUGGCUCUUGUGAUAGUUCAUGGAUUGAUCAAUCAAAAACUGUAA
Fraxinus pennsylvanica is the source of this 609-nucleotide messenger RNA. The record is from the annotation of a GenBank genome assembly. Lineage: Eukaryota; Viridiplantae; Streptophyta; Magnoliopsida; Lamiales; Oleaceae.